This is a messenger RNA of Selaginella moellendorffii, 867 nucleotides long. Its product is annotated as proteasome subunit alpha type-5. Gene Ontology annotation, biological process: proteasome-mediated ubiquitin-dependent protein catabolic process. The transcript has 9 exons. Bases 66 to 779 code for a protein of 237 amino acids. Lineage: Eukaryota; Viridiplantae; Streptophyta; Lycopodiopsida; Selaginellales; Selaginellaceae. Gene Ontology annotation, cellular component: nucleus; proteasome core complex, alpha-subunit complex; proteasome core complex. The record is from RefSeq and is a predicted model, not a curated record.
UCUUGCCAAGAACCCUAAUUUCUAGUCUCUUUUUCCUCUACUUGCUCUACCUAGGCGCCAGGGCGAUGUUUCUCACCAGGAGCGAAUAUGAUCGCGGCGUCAACACCUUCUCGCCAGAGGGCCGGCUCUUCCAAGUAGAAUACGCCAUAGAAGCAAUCAAGCUCGGAUCGACAGCGGUGGGUCUCAAAACGAAUCAUGGGGUCGUUCUUGCUGUCGAGAAGCGGAUUACUUCGCCGCUACUGGAGCCCGCCAGUGUGGAGAAGAUCAUGGAGAUCGAUACGCACAUAGGGUGUGCUAUGAGCGGCCUCAUUGCCGAUGCUCGCACGCUGGUGGAGCAUGCACGAAACGAAACUCAGCAUCAUCGAUUCUCAUACAACGAGCCGAUGAGUGUGGAGAGCACAACUCAGGCUUUGUGCGAUUUAGCUCUUCGUUUCGGUGAAGGCGAUGAGGAAUCCAUGUCUCGACCUUUUGGUGUAUCUUUGUUGAUUGCGGGACACGACGAGAAGGGACCCUGCUUGUACCACACAGAUCCAUCCGGGACGUUUUGGCAGUGCGACGCGAAAGCCAUUGGCUCGGGCUCGGAGGGUGCGGACACAUCCUUGCAAGAAAGCUACAACAAAGAGAUGACCCUUGAGGAGGCAGAGACGCUUGCUCUAUCGACGCUGAAGCAAGUUAUGGAAGAGAAGGUAACGGCUUCCAAUGUGGAUAUCGCGAAAGUGGCUCCAGUCUUUCAUCUCUAUACACCAGCUGAAGUGGAGGUUGUCAUUGGCCGCUUAUAAACUUUCAGCAGUGUUGCUCUUCGUUUUUUGCUUGAGGGACUAACUUCUAUUCAGCCCGAGUAAAUCCAAUGAAAGUUCUUUCUUCGAA